AUGCAAGCAACAACCAACAGAUCUGAAGGCUCUAGCUCGAUUGCGUCUGCUUUUGCUUCUUUAUCUUCUGCAAAGGUUGACCUACCACCUAGGUUUAUAGACCUCAAACGUAGUAUUAUUCACAGCCACGAAGAAGCUGUAUUGGCUGGAUGGACGCGUCUUCUCCAGCAACGGUUGACGCUUGACAAGCUCAAAAAACUGGAAUCGAAUGUGAUUCCAGAAGUUGAAUUCGCGGACAUCGUUGGAAACAAAGGAAGAUUACCCAACGAUAUCGAAAGCAGACUACGGGAAUGCGGCACAAUUAUCGUGAGAGGCUUGGUUAGCACAGAUCAAGCUCUGAAUUGGAAACAACAAGUUCGAGAUUACGUGAAAUUGAAUCCCCAGACAGAAGGGUUUCCCGCUGGAAAUAUCCAGGUUUAUGAGCUGUACUGGUCCAAAGCACAGCUGGAGGCGAGAUCGCAUGCAAAUAUGCUCCUGGUCCAAACUGCGUUGAAUCGAGUUUGGAGGGCGAAACCUCAAGACCCUGUUGAUCUUGAUAUCCCUGUCACAUAUUGUGAUAGAUUGCGGAUGAGAACACCUGGCGAUCAAUCGUUUAAUUUAGGUCCCCAUUUAGACGGGGGGUCUCUCGAGCGGUGGGAGGAUCCUGAGUACCGGCAGUGUUAUUCCAGCAUUCUUCGCGGAGACUGGGAAAAACACGACCCAUUCGAUGCGACUCAUCGAUUGAAAGCGACUGUUGAUAUGUACAAAGGUCCGGGUGGAUGUUCAGCAUUUCGCUCCUAUCAAGGAUGGCUUUCUCUUUCGGACUGCAAACCGGGGUCUGGGACUCUCCGUGUAAUGCCUGACUUGACUGCCUCCACGGCUUAUACUCUCCUUCGUCCGUUUGUGAAACAGGAUGCCAAUGGGAUCAACUGGACGAUUGACGUGGAUAGCCCAACGUUCCAUGGUGCAGACAUGGGAAAGGGUCAGGAGCUCACAGAAACAGAUCACUCGCUUCUCAAUCCUCAUGGCUUCGUAUCAAUCCCGCCCGUUCGUCCUGGAGAUGCAGUGUUCUGGCAUUGUGACGUUGCACAUAUGGUCGAGGCAGAGCAUUGCGGGAAGAGUGAUUCUAGUGUUUUUUACAUUCCUGCUCUGCCUUUGUGCGAGAUAAACAGCAAGUAUGUCAAGGAUCAAAGAGAAAACUUUCUGCGUGGAAUUCCUCCGCCCGACUUUCCUGGAGGCGUGGGCGAGAGUGAGCACACGGGUAGAGGCAAAAGUGAGGAUAUACAGCUAGCCGAAGGUAGAAGAGCAAUGGGAUUAGGUAAGUUUGAGGUUCAACUUCAGAAAACGAUGGGGCAGAAGAAUGCCAUUGAGACAGCAAAUAAAAUCUUGGGAUUUGCUUAA
Talaromyces proteolyticus is the source of this 1380-nucleotide messenger RNA. RefSeq lists its product as uncharacterized. The transcript is spliced from 3 exons. The coding region runs from base 1 to 1380 and encodes 459 amino acids. Lineage: Eukaryota; Fungi; Ascomycota; Eurotiomycetes; Eurotiales; Trichocomaceae. The record is from RefSeq and is a predicted model, not a curated record.